Messenger RNA from Rubroshorea leprosula, 1114 nucleotides. The record is from the annotation of a GenBank genome assembly. NCBI's taxonomy places the organism in Eukaryota, Viridiplantae, Streptophyta, Magnoliopsida, Malvales, Dipterocarpaceae.
AAAGCAUGUAUUGGUCAUAACACAAAACAAAACACAGCAACGGCAACAACAGAUUUGCAGUAAAUGGAGGAAUAUCCAAAAGGUUUUCGCUUCUAUCCAACAGAAGAAGAGUUAGUUUCAUUCUAUCUAUGCAACAAGUUAGAUGGCAAUAGACCAGAAAUGCAACUUGUUAUCCCAGUCAUCAAUAUUUACGAUGUGGAACCAUGGCAGCUUCCAGAGCUUUCUGGAGAGCUGUGUAAAGCAGAUCCUGAGCAGUGGUUUUUCUUUACACCUAGACAAACUAGGCAAGCUCAUGGAGGGAGAACCAGUAGAACCACAGAUUCUGGGUACUGGAAGGCCACAGGGUCUCCUAGCUAUGUCUACUCAUCAGAUAACCGGGUUAUUGGAAUGAAGAAAUCCAUGGUUUUCUACAAGGGGAAAGCUCCUUUUGGGAGAAAAACUAAGUGGAAGAUGAAUGAAUAUAGCGCCAUUCAAAUGGUAGCCAAUCCAUCUGCAUCUGCUGCCACUCCUAAGUUAAGGCAUGAAUUCAGUUUGUGCCGAGUCUAUGUGGUAUCGGGCAGCCUUCGAGCAUUUGACAGACGCCCAUUAGAAGCUGUGUCAUGUGGAACACCACUUCAAGGUGAUGGGCCUGCAACAUCUCAAAGUGCUGCCAUGAUGAUGGAGAGAACAGCCUCCUCAGGAACUUCAAAUUUCAAAGGAGACCAUUUUGAUCUACCAGAGACCAGCGGAGAUAACUGCAUCUGGGGGAUGGACGAUCAGUCUGAUCUCCUAGAGACCAGUGAAGCUGACCUUUGGAGGAUGGUCAAUGAUCCAGAACAAUCUUCAUGGAAAUGAAAACCACAAGAAUUGCCCUUAGUGGCAACAUAUUUGCCAGUUAACAGCCCUUGAACUACAAAGUUUAGUAGGCUCCCUGUCUAGGACUAGCUAAGCAAAACCAUUAGCUUAAACUAACCUCAAUAAGUAGAAGAUUAAUCUUGUUCUCCCUUGUAAGGUGACAAAAGGCACUGGGAAAUAAGCAAAGAUAUAUCUAAGAUGACCAUUAUUCUUUACAUGAAAAGUAGGAUCAAUUUUUUUGUUGAAAUUGAAGCUUGGAAAAUAAAUAUUUCCGAAGGAA